UGAAACCAAGCCAAAAAGUGCCGUUCAAAGGCGCACAAAGGCACCCAUGAGAAACCAGCUGAGCGGCCAUUGAAUCACUGAGAAAGGGGUAGCAGCUCCUAAACCUGCCAGGUGACCUCUGUCCCAAUCUCAAGGAAAGACUGUGCGCUCACAAACAUAAACAGAAGAAAACACCUAACCACCAGCACGGCACUCGUCAUCACCAAUGACAGCAACGCACAGAGUCCACACACCUCUCUCUGCUCUCGCUCUCUAAUUCCCUCCGGUUACUAUGAGCUGGGAAAGACUUGGGAUUGUUGAAGAAGUGAACACCAGAUGAGAAGAGUCCACCUUGAGUUCCUCUGAAGGACAGGAGCCACAGCAUGACUCCAGGAUUUAUAUGGACUUUGGCACUUUUGUGGACUAUCACUCAGGCUGAGGCAAAGUCUCAAGAUGUCCAGGUCACUUGUUUCUACGCCAGAGACUGCAUCCUGCCAUGCAUCUUCUCUCCAGUGGGGGGCGAGGUGGUCCGCUGGUACCGUCCUGGUAACAGCCUCAUCCUAAGCAGCGACCGAAAUGAUACCCAGGAGCAGAACUAUGUUGGCAAGGUGGUCCUGUUCGAGGACCAAGUCGCCCUUGGUAAUGGCUCCCUCCUCCUCCAGCAUUGCCUGCCGCAGGACAGGGGGAGAUACAGGUGUCGUGUGACUGGCCAGCAGGAGGCGCCAGAGACCACAGUCACUGUCAGAGUGGAGGCUCCUAUGCGCUCUCUGACUCUGGAGACGACCAGGCUGAGCGGCUACGAGGAGGUGCUGUGCUCCACGCGUAACGUCUACCCCGCCCCGAACCUGGCCUGGUCAACGGAGCCGCCCACAGCCAAAAACGCACUGAAGCACACCACCCACAAAAGGGAGACCAAGGGCCUGUACACGCUGGAGAGCAAGCUGAGGAAACUGAGAGGGACGUCCAGCCUGACAUACGUCUGCACCGUGACCGCUGCCUACGGCGCCCAGACAUGGAGGGCCUCUCUGAGCGAAACAGAGGUCAGCAACACUGAGGGCGGUGACCUCAUCCUCCCCUGCAGAGCCCCUAAAGACCUGCACAACUUUACCCUCACAUGGUACUUCCUGCCCGCGGAUCACCCCUUGGUCAUCCUCACGUACAACAGCUCCACCCAGUGGACAGCCAAGGAAUGGGCGGACCGAGCCCAGCUGGACGGGCUCAGAUGGAAGGCUGGGGACGGAUCUCUGAAGCUUCAGAACCCGCAGAGCUCAGAACACUCAGGAACCUACACCUGUUCCUUCACGGCCCACCAGAACACACAUGUGGUCCACAUCAGAGUAAAUGUCACCGCCACUAGAGGCGAGAAGGCAGAGAGAGAGGCAGAGGCAUCGUCUUCUUGGUGGAUAGCUGCUGUGGUUGUAGCUGUGCUAGCCAUUGCAAUGGCAGCUGUCGUUGGGAUCCUAAAGCUCAGAGCUGAUUGUUCUCAGUCGGAGAAGAGGAUGGAGGAGGCUACUAUGAUGCACCCUAUAAGAGAUGAAAAAGAUGCUGAGAUUUCGUCUGAGAACUUUCAUUUGGCAGAGCACCAGAGUGAUGGCCACACAUAGCCCAACUUGACAGUGUUCUAAGAGAUGAAAUGUGUGUCUACUCCAUCGCCCCCAUCACCUGGUCUGACUACAAGACUGUGCCCAUAGGCAACGUCAUGAUGAACAAACAACAAAACAAUACUGUGGUUGGUUAUUCACAAAGACAUGGUCAAAAAGACUCCAAACAUCACACUGACCUCUCAGAGGCAUGAAGGACUGGAAGUGGAAGUGUGUGUGUGUGUGUGUGCAGCUCAGAGAAUAAUUCACCUGUGGCCUCUAGAUCUUUAAUAAUACAACAGUCCUUAUACUGUAGGUGGACAGCUGAAUUACUGAAUGUACAGCCUUCCUCUCAGUUACUACAGUGUAACUGACAGGAUCAUGCUUUUAGAAAUGAAAGACAGAAAAGUACUGAUAUCUUUAACUCCACAAUUGCCUUGAUUAACAAAAUUGCUUUGGAGUUUAUGGUAUAGUGUCAAGCAUGAACAAGAGACUUUUUCUACGUUUUUGAAGAUAAAUCGAAAACCC
This is a messenger RNA of Sardina pilchardus (European sardine), 2087 nucleotides long. RefSeq names its product HERV-H LTR-associating 2b, tandem duplicate 1 (gene hhla2b.1). Gene Ontology annotation, biological process: T cell receptor signaling pathway; regulation of cytokine production. Gene Ontology annotation, cellular component: external side of plasma membrane. The coding region runs from base 363 to 1583 and encodes 406 amino acids. The record is from RefSeq and is a predicted model, not a curated record. The transcript is spliced from 9 exons. Gene Ontology annotation, molecular function: signaling receptor binding. Lineage: Eukaryota; Metazoa; Chordata; Actinopteri; Clupeiformes; Clupeidae.